Molecule: messenger RNA, 10047 nt
Organism: Thecamonas trahens ATCC 50062
Lineage: Eukaryota; Apusomonadida; Apusomonadidae
Exons: 3
Coding region: 1-10047 (3348 amino acids)
Biological process (GO): regulation of transcription by RNA polymerase II; regulation of mRNA processing
Cellular component (GO): nucleus
Molecular function (GO): sequence-specific DNA binding
Source: RefSeq, a predicted model, not a curated record
AUGUCGGCCGGGGACUGGCAAGCUGUGCAAGUUAAGGCCAAGGCCAAGGCCGAGGAAGAGGCCCGGCUUGCGGCCGAGGAGGAGGCCCGGCUUGCAGCAGAGGCUGAGGCCAAGGCCAAGGCCGAGGAAGAGGCCCGGCUUGCGGCCGAGGCUGAGGCCAAGGCCAAGGCCGAGGAGGAGGCCCGGCUUGCGGCUGAGGCCGAGGCCAAGGCCAAGGCCGAGGAAGAGGCCCGGCUUGCGGCCGAGGCUGAGGCCAAGGCCAAGGCCGAGGAGGAGGCCCGGCUUGCGGCCGAGGAGGAGGCCCGGCUUGCAGCAGAGGCCGAGGCCAAGGCCAAGGCCGAGGAGGAGGCACGGCUUGCAGCAGAGGCCGAGGCCAAGGCCAAGGCCGAGGAGGAGGCCCGGCUUGCGGCUGAGGCCGAGGCCAAGGCCAAGGCCGAGGAGGAGGCCCGGCUUGCAGCAGAGGCCGAGGCCAAGGCCAAGGCCGAGGAGGAGGCCCGGCUUGCGGCCGAGGCUGAGGCCAAGGCCAAGGCCGAGGAAGAGGCCCGGCUUGCGGCUGAGGCCGAGGCCAAGGCCAAGGCCCGCGCAGCACUGUUUACGGCAGUGGCACCGACUGUGGAGGAGUCGACGCCGUUGAGCAUCAACAUCCGAGGCCGGCGUCCCGAGCCCGGUCGUGUCCGCGCGUUUCUCUUUACCGAGUCACCUGCCAACCCAUGGUUGGUGAUGACGCAGACUGGUCACGACCAAGCCAUCCAGCGCCUUGAUGCAAAGACGGCGUGCCUUUCUGGCCUCUCGCCGGUCUCGUCAACGAUUACGUCGGAUGCUGGACUCCGCGCCUCGCGUCGGCGGCCCGCGGCCGACAAGGCAUCGGCACGCCCGCUGAAGAUGGCAUUCCACAAGGCCAGCGAUGGCGAGCCCAUUCCCGGCCAUGCGCACGCGGCCACAACCAUGACUCUCGGCGCUCAGGUGCUCACCAUCAGCGGCGCUGACGAUGGCACUGUCACUGUUGCGCCAGCAACACAGGCAGGUCCUACAGCAAGCGCGGAGUCGACUGUGCCUGGAGCCGACAGCGUGCCCUCAAGUCUGACCGCCACCGCCACCGCACUCGCCUCGGCCCCGCUCGCAGUCUCAGUCUAUGUGGAAAGCGACCAGGCGGUGUCGACGCAAACGCUGCCGCCAACGGGACACCCCGCCGCCGGUCGCAUUGGGCGCGCUCCACCCAUUUUGUUCAGCGGCCUGGGUCCCGAUGGCGGUCGUCGUGUCUUGCCGCUCGACGCCCGGUCGGCCUGUCUUGAUGUCGAGGACGACCGCCCACCGGUCUCAGUCACUGGUGACGACGUGCCGCAGACUGGCAUUGUCACCAGUGUCCGCAAGCUUGGCCACAACAAGUCGGUUGUUCAGCUCGCGCAGAGAGGCCUUGCGCCCACCCUCCGUGUCAAUCAUCACGUCAGCGAUGCGAGCCAUGGUAUCACAAGCGGUGACAUCUUUAUUGCCAGCGAUGGUGCUGCUACUGUCAACGCGUCGAGCUCAGACUGUGGAAACAGCGACGGCGGCGCAGGUAGCAUUCACCACGGAGCCGAUGAGAGUGGCGCGACUACCAAUGGCACUGGCAACGAUGAUGCUGAAGGCGAUGAUGGUAGCGAUGCUGCUGUCGUUGCGGCUGUGGCUGCUGGCGCAGGUGCUGCUGUUGUUGCCGGUGCUGCUGUUGCUGGCGACGAGCCAGCCCCUGCUGCACCGAAGACAGUGGUUGUGGAGGACUCUGCUCCGGUUGUCUCGCGCGUGUGCAAGACGACCGAGUCGUCGUCCAUCGCCGCCGCUCCGCCUAUCGUGCUUGCCGGUGACGCUGGCGGUGUCCAGCCACUCGUCUCCAAGUCGGCGACGGUGUCGGUUGAUGCGACUGGUCCCAACGCUGACGUACUCAGCAAGAACACACCCGAGUCUGCCGUGGCUGCUCGUGUGGUGCCCAAGGCAUCCGUGGCCGGCGCUGCCGCUCCUGCUGCGCUCGCAGCCGGCGGUCUCGCAACCAAGCACAACGUCGGUGGCGUGACCGAUGUUGACCAGAUCUACGUUGCUGGUGAGGAGUCGGGCUCGGGCUCGGGCUCGGGCUCGGACGAGGCUUCCGAUGCCGCCGACGACAACGUUGGCGCUUCGGACGAGCCCGCCGAGCCUGCUGCCGCCGAGGAUGCUGUCGAGCCUGCUGCCGCCCAGGAGCCUGCCGAGGCCGCUGCCGCCGACGACAACGGUGCUGAUGGCGAUGACGGCAGCGAUGCUGCUGUCGCUGCGGCUGUGGCUGCUGGUGCAGGUGCUGCUGUUGUUGCCGGUGCUGCUGUUGCUGGCGACGAGCCAGCCCCUGCUGCACCGAAUACCGUGGUUGUGGAGGACUCUGCUCCGGUUGUCUCGCGCAUCGCGAAGAGCACCGAGUCGUCGUCCAUCGCCGCCGCUCCACCCAUUGUGCUUGCCGGUGACGCUGGCGGCGUCCAGCCGCUCGUCUCGAAGUCGGCGACGGUGUCGAUCGACGCUACUGGUCCCAACGCGGACGUGCUCGGCAAGAACACACCCGAGUCUGCCGUGGCUGCUCGUUUGGUGCCCAAGUCAUCCGUGGCCGGCGCAACGGCCGGUGUUGGUGCUCCUGCCGCCGGCGGUCUCGCGACCAAGCACAACGUCGGUGGCGUGACCGAUGUCGACCAGAUCUACGUUGCUGGUGAAGAUUCGGGAUCGGGCUCGGGCUCGGGCUCGGGCUCCUGCUCGGGCGAGGCUUCCGAUGCCGCCGACGACAACGUUGGCGCUUCGGACGAGCCCGCCGAGCCUGCUGCCGCCGAGCAUGCUGUCGAGCCUGCUGCCGCCCAGGAGCCUGUCGAGGCCGCUGCCGCCGACGACGACGGUGCUGAUGGCGAUAACGGUAGCGAUGUUCCUGUCGCUGCGGCUGUGGCUGCUAGUGCAGGUGCUGCUGUUGUUGCCGGUGCUGCUGUUGCUGGCGACGAGCCAGCCCCUGCUGCACCGAAUACCGUGGUUGUGGAGGACUCUGCUCCGGUUGUCUCGCGCGUGUGCAAGACGACCGAGUCGUCGUCAUCGCAUCCGUGGCCGGCGGCUGCCGCUCCUGCUGCGGUCGCAGCGGGUGGUCUUGCGACGAAGCACAGCGUCGGUGGCGUGACCGAUAUCGACCAGAUCUACGUUGCUGGUGAAGAUUCGGGCUCGGGUUCGGGCUCGGGUUCGGGCUCCGGCUCGGGCGAGGCUUCCGAUGCCGCCGACGACGACGUUGGCGCUUCGGACGAGCCCGCUGCGCCUGCUGCCGCCGAGGAGCCCGCCGAGCCUGCUGCCGCCGAGGAGCCUGUCGAGCCUACUGCCGCCGAGGAGCCUGUCGAGCCUGCUGUCGCCGCCGACGACGGGGCUGAUGGCGAUAGCGGUAGCGAUGCUCCUGUCGCUGCGGCUGUGGCUGCUGGUGCAGGUGCUGCUGUUGUUGCCGGUGCUGCUGUUGCUGCAUCGUCUGGUGACGAGCCUGCCCCUGCUGCGACCAAGACCGUGGUUGUGGAGGACUCUGCUCCGGUUGUCUCGCGCAUCACCAAGACGACCGAGUCGUCGUCCAUCGCCGCCGCUCCGCCUAUCGUGCUUGCCGGUGACGCUGGCGGUGUCCAGCCACUCGUCUCCAAGUCGGCGACGGUGUCGGUUGACGCUACCGGUCCCAACGCGGACGUGCUCGGCAAGAACACACCCGAGUCUGCCGUGGCUGCUCGUGUGGUGCCCAAGUCAUCCGUGGCCGGCGCUGCCGCUCCUGCUGCGCUCGCAGCGGGUGGUCUUGCGACGAAGCACAGCGUCGGUGGCGUGACCGAUGUUGACCAGAUCUACGUUGCUGGUGAAGAUUCGGGCUCGGGUUCGGGCUCGGGUUCGGGCUCCGGCUCGGGCGAGGCUUCCGAUGCCGCCGACGACGUUGGCGCUUCGGACGAACCCGCCGAGCCUGCUGCCGCCGACGAACCCGCCGAGCCUGCUGCCGCCGACGACAACGGGGCUGAUGGCGAUGACGGCAGCGAUGCUGCUGUCGUUGCGGCUGUGGCUGCUGGUGCAGGUGCUGCUGUUGUUGCCGGUGCUGCUGUUGCUGCAUCGUCUGACGACGAGCCAGCCCCUGCUGCACCGAAGACCGUGGUUGUGGAGGACUCUGCUCCGGUUGUCUCGCGCGUGUGUAAGACGACCGAGUCGUCGUCCAUCGCCGCCGCUCCGCCCAUCGUGCUUGCCGGUGACGCUGGCGGUGUCCAGCCGCUCGUCUCGAAGUCGGCGACGGUGUCGGUUGAUGCGACUGGUCCUAACGCUGACGUGCUCGGCAAGAACACACCCGAGUCUGCCGUGGCUACUCGUGUGGUGCCCAAGUCAUCCGUGGCCGGCGCUGCCGCUCCUGCUGCGCUCGCAGCCGGUGGUCUUGCGACGAAGCACAAUGUCGGUGGCGUGACCGAUGUCGAGCAGAUCUACGUUGCUGGUGAAGAUUCGGGCUCGGGCUCGGGCUCCGGCUCGGACGCAGCCUCGGAUGCCGCCGACGACGACGUUGGCGCUUCGGACGAACCCGCCGAGCCUGCUGCCGCCGAGGAUGCUGUCGAGCCUACUGCCGCCGAGGAGCCUGUCGAGCCUGCUGUCGCCGACGACGACGGGGCUGAUGGCGAUGACGGUAGCGAUGCUCCUGUCGCUGCGGCUGUGGCUGCUGGUGCAGGUGCUGCUGUUGUUGCCGGUACUGCUGUUGCUGCAUCGUCUGGUGACGAGCCAGCCCCUGCUGCACCGAAGACAGUGGUUGUGGAGGACUCUGCCCCAGUCGUCUCGCGCGUGUGCAAGACGACCGAGUCGUCGUCCAUCGCCGCCGCUCCGCCCAUUGUGCUUGCCGGUGACGCUGGUGGUGUCCAGCCGCUCGUCUCGAAGUCGGCGACGGUGUCGAUCGACGCUACUGGUCCCAACGCGGACGUGCUCGGCAAGAACACGCCCGAGUCUGCCGUGGCUGCUCGUGUGGUGCCCAAGUCAUCCGUGGCCGGCGCAACGGCCGGUGUUGGUGCUUUUGCCGCCGGCGGUCUCGCGACCAAGCACAACGUCGGUGGCGUGACCGAUGUCGACCAGAUCUACGUUGCUGGUGAGGAGUCGGGCUCGGGCUCGGGCUCCGGCUCGGGCUCCGGCUCGGGCGAGGCUUCCGAUGCCGCCGACGACAACGUUGGCGCUUCGGACGAGCCCGCCGAGCCUGCUGCCGCCGACGAACCCGCCGAGCCUGCUGCCGCCGAGGAGCCUGCCGAGCCUGCUGUCGCCGAGGAGCCUGUCGAGCCUGCUUACGCGGACGACGACGGGGCUGAUGGCGAUAACGGUAGCGAUGCUGCUGUCGUUGCGGCUGUGGCUGCUGGCGCAGGUGCUGCUGUUGUUGCCGGUGCUGCUGUUGCUGGCGACGAGCCAGCCCCUGCUGCACCGAAGACAGUGGUUGUGGAGGACUCUGCUCCGGUUGUCUCGCGCGUGUGCAAGACGACCGAGUCGUCGUCCAUCGCCGCCGCUCCGCCUAUCGUGCUUGCCGGUGACGCUGGCGGUGUCCAGCCACUCGUCUCCAAGUCGGCGACGGUGUCGGUUGAUGCGACUGGUCCCAACGCUGACGUACUCGGCAAGAACACACCCGAGUCUGCCGUGGCUGCUCGUGUGGUGCCCAAGGCAUCCGUGGCCGGCGCUGCCGCUCCUGCUGCGGUCGCAGCGGGUGGUCUUGCGACGAAGCACAGCGUCGGUGGCGUGACCGAUGUUGACCAGAUCUACGUUGCUGGUGAGGAGUCGGGCUCGGGUUCGGGAUCGGGUUCGGGCUCCGACUCGGGCGAGGCUUCCGAUGCCGCUGACGACGACGUUGGCGCUUCGGACGAGCCCGCCGAGCCUGCUGCCGCCGACGAACCCGCCGAGCCUGCUGCCGCCGAGGAGCCUGCCGAGCCUGCUGUCGCCGAGGAGCCUGUCGAGCCUGCUGUCGCCGACGACGACGGGGCUGAUGGCGAUAACGGUAGCGAUGCUCCUGUCGUUGCGGCUGUGGCUGUUGGUGCAGGUGCUGCUGUUGUUGCCGGUGCUGCUGUUGCUGGCGACGAGCCAGCCCCUGCUCCACCGAAGACCGUGGUUGUGGAGGACUCUGCCCCAGUCGUCUCGCGCAUCACCAAGACGACCGAGUCGUCGUCCAUCGCCGCCGCUCCGCCCAUCGUGCUUGCCGGUGACGCUGGCGGUGUCCAGCCGCUCGUCUCGAAGUCGGCGACGGUGUCGGUUGAUGCGACUGGUCCCAACGCGGAUGUGCUCGGCAAGAACACACCCGAGUCUGCUGUGGCUGCUCGUGUGGUGCCCAAGGCAUCCGUGGCCGGCGCUGCCGCUCCUGCUGCGGUCGCAGCGGGUGGUCUCGCGACCAAGCACAACGUCGGUGGCGUGACCGAUGUUGACCAGAUCUACGUUGCUGGUGAGGAGUCGGGCUCGGGCUCGGGCUCGGACGAGGCUUCCGAUGCCGCCGACGACAACGUUGGCGCUUCGGACGAGCCCGCCGAGCCUGCUGCCGCCGAGGAUGCUGUCGAGCCUGCUGCCGCCCAGGAGCCUGCCGAGGCCGCUGCCGCCGACGACAACGGGGCUGAUGGCGAUGACGGCAGCGAUGCUUCUGUCGUUGCGGCUGUGGCUGCUGGUGCGGGUGCUGCUGUUGUUGCCGGUGCUGCUGUUGCUGCAUCGUCUGACGACGAGCCAGCCCCUGCUGCACCGAAGACAGUGGUUGUGGAGGACUCUGCUCCGGUCGUCUCGCGCAUCGCGAAGAGCACCGAGUCGUCGUCCAUCGCCGCCGCUCCACCCAUUGUGCUUGCUGGUGACGCUGGCGGUGUCCAGCCGCUCGUCUCCAAGUCGGCGACGGUGUCGGUUGACGCUACCGGUCCCAACGCGGAUGUGCUCGGCAAGAACACACCCGAGUCUGCUGUGGCUGCUCGUGUGGUGCCCAAGGCAUCCGUGGCCGGCGCUGCCGCUCCUGCUGCGGUCGCAGCGGGUGGUCUUGCGACGAAGCACAGCGUCGGUGGCGUGACCGAUGUCGACCAGAUCUACGUUGCUGGUGAAGAUUCGGGGUCGGGUUCGGGCUCGGGUUCGGGCUCCGGCUCGGGCGAGGCUUCCGAUGCCGCCGACGACGUUGGCGCUUCGGACGAACCCGCCGAGCCUGCUGUCGCCGAGGAGCCUGUCGAGCCUGCUGUCGCCGACGACGACGGGGCUGAUGGCGAUGACGGUAGCGAUGCUCCUGUCGUUGCGGCUGUGGCUGCUGGUGCAGGUGCUGCUGUUGUUGCCGGCGCUGCUGUUGCUGCAUCGUCUGGCGACGAGCCAGCCCCUGCUGCACCGAAGACCGUGGUUGUGGAGGACUCUGCUCCGGUUGUCUCGCGCGUGUGCAAGACGACCGAGUCGUCGUCCAUCGCCGCCGCUCCGCCUAUCGUGCUUGCCGGUGACGCUGGCGGUGUCCAGCCGCUCGUCUCGAAGUCGGCGACGGUGUCGGUUGAUGCGACUGGUCCCAACGCUGACGUACUCGGCAAGAACACACCCGAGUCUGCCGUGGCUGCUCGUGUGGUGCCCAAGGUAUCCGUGGCCGGCGCUGCCGCUCCUGCUGCGGUCGCAGCGGGUGGUCUUGCGACGAAGCACAAUGUCGGUGGCGUGACCGAUGUCGAGCAGAUCUACGUUGCUGGUGAAGAUUCGGGCUCGGGCUCGGGCUCGGGCUCGGACGAGGCUUCCGAUGCCGCCGACGACAACGUUGGCGCUUCGGACGAGCCCGCCGAGCCUGCUGCCGCCGAGGAUGCUGUCGAGCCUGCUGCCGCCCAGGAGCCUGUCGAGCCUGCUGUCGCCGACGACGACGGUGCUGAUGGCGAUAACGGUAGCGAUGCUCCUGUCGUUGCGGCUGUGGCUGCUGGUGCAGGUGCUGCUGUUGUUGCCGGUGCUGCUGUUGCUGGCGACGAGCCAGCCCCUGCUGCGACCAAGACCGUGGUUGUGGAGAACUCUGCCCCAGUCGUCUCGCGCGUGUGCAAGACGACCGAGUCGUCGUCCAUCGCCGCCGCUCCGCCUAUCGUGCUUGCCGGUGACGCUGGCGGUGUCCAGCCGCUCGUCUCCAAGUCGGCGACGGUGUCGAUUGACGCUACCGGUCCCAACGCGGACGUGCUUGGCAAGAACACACCCGAGUCUGCCGUGGCUGCUCGUGUGGUGCCCAAGGCAUCCGUGGCCGGCGCUGCCGCUCCUGCUGCGGUCGCAGCGGGUGGUCUUGCGACGAAGCACAGCGUCGGUGGCGUGACCUUUGUUGCUGGUGAAGAUUCGGGGUCGGGUUCGGGCUCGGGCUCGGGCUCCGGCUCGGACGAGGCUUCUGAUGCCGCUGACGACAACGUUGGCGCUUCGGACGAGCCCGCCGAGCCUGCUGUCACCGAGGAGCCUGUCGAGCCUGCUGCCGCCGACGACGACGGGGCUGAUGGCGAUGACGGUAGCGAUGCUCCUGUCGUUGCGGCUGUGGCUGCUGGUGCAGGUGCUGCCGGCGCUGCUGUUGCUGCAUCGUCUGGCGACGAGCCAGCCCCUGCUGCACCGAAUACCGUGGUUGUGGAGAACUCUGCCCCAGUCGUCUCGCGCGUGUGCAAGACGACCGAGUCGUCGUCCAUCGCCGCCGCUCCGCCUAUUGUGCUUGCCGGUGACGCUGGCGGUGUCCAGCCGCUCGUCUCCAAGUCGGCGACGGUGUCGGUUGAUGCGACUGGUCCCAACGCGGACGUACUCGGCAAGAACACGCCCGAGUCUGCCGUGGCUGCUCGUGUGGUGCCCAAGGCAUCUGUGGCCGGCGCUGCCGCUCCUGCUGCGCUCGCAGCCGGCGGUCUCGCAACCAAGCACAACGUCGGUGGCGUGACCGAUGUUGACCAGAUCUACGUUGCUGGUGAGGAGUCGGGCUCGGGUUCGGGCUCGAGCUCGGGUUCAGGCUCGUACUCUAGCUCUGAUAGUGACGACGACCUGUCGGCUUCUGAGGCGCUUGGUGUGACUCCAACCACCGACGCUCGUAGUGGCAAGGACGUGGUGCCGCCGGUCUCCCACACCAGUGAUGUUGCCAUGACAACCCCUCCGGCGGCUGCCACCCAAUUUCUUGUGGAAGACCCACCCGCAGUCAUCUCACGCGUCUGUACCACUACCGAGUCUGCAGCUGUCUCGGCAGCGCCUCCGAUUGUACUUGGUGCCCGCUCGCAUAAGCCUGGCAGCAUCCAGUCGCUGGUCUCCAAGGCCGCUUCUGUCUCGGUUGAUGACGUCGCCUCGUCAAAUGCACUCGGCAACGCCCCAGUCGCGGUCACUACAGUCGGUACACGCCUUGUCGCCAAGCCUACCGCGACCACUGCUCCAGAAUCGUCGUCGCCGCCCGUCGUCCCGCUUGUCACCACCCACCACAUCGGAGGCGUCGUCGAUGGCGACGUCAUUUACACCGUUGGAGAUACUACCGAUGGCGUCGAUGCAAGCACCGACUCGGAACCGCGCCACGCGGAACUUGGUCUUGCCUCGCCAGAAGAGCAAAAGGCUGUCCAGGAUGCCACUGAAGUUCGUGUCGCCGCCCAGGCUGGGCCGAUCGCCGACGCCAUCAAGGCCCAGGUCGCCCAACAUGGUCUGAAUGACGCAUCUGAAGAGCCCGCGCCUGUUGUAGAUGUGAUGGUCGAAGAGGCUGUCCCUGCGACCAUCCCGCUCUGGGGCACUGCCUUUACGCCUGACCAGCUCGUCUGCGUCUGGUGCGGUGUCGGCCCAGAUGCCAAGGUCCUGGUUCCCACCACGGACCCCCGCCAGUCUAGUGAUGUCGUCCCGGCCUGUGUCGCCUGUCUCGUCGACCACUCUGGUCAUGGUGCUGGCAACGAUCACGUCUGUGAGCUUUGCUUGCGUCCGCUAGACAUUCCAGGGCAGCUCCCGGCCGAGCACCGGACAGUUGUGUCCUCGUCGUCAGCCGCCCGUCUCGGUGCCUCCGGCGGCUCGAUCGAUAUCGAUACCGACGAUCUCUUGGGUCUCUCUGAUCGCUCGCUCACCUACGGCAAUGCUGCUCAUGUCGAAGAGGAGUUUGAGGUCUGA